Molecule: messenger RNA, 590 nt
Organism: Actinia tenebrosa (Australian red waratah sea anemone)
Lineage: Eukaryota; Metazoa; Cnidaria; Anthozoa; Actiniaria; Actiniidae
Source: RefSeq, a predicted model, not a curated record
UUUAUUAGUUUGGCUGCUUUCUGAUGUACGAAGAUGGAUGUGAUGAACGAACAAGACAAUAAAAUAAUUCAGAAAAAUUACGUUCGACUUCUCGAGACCWUGGAAGYACAMAACCUUUUGGGCUACCUGUAUCAAGAGGGUGCGUUGAGCGAUCAUGAUAAAGAAAAAAUAUACGCAUUAGGUACCUCCAAAGAAAAGGCUGAAACUUUAUUAGUCAUUAUAAAGAAGAGGAAGGAUGGCUUGAAAAUGCUGAUCAAGGCCCUGAUACUAUCUAGAGUCCAAGGGUUUUUGGGGAAUGAACUACUGGAAAUAGUUACAUGGAGUGAACAAGAGAUGGAGACUUUUAAACUCGAACUUCAGGGCAAGAUCGAUCAUCAGCAGAUGCUUGAAGCGAACGUGGCAGCUUUGAAGCAAGAAAUUAACCAGCUCAAAGAGAAGAAUGCUAACCUCACAGAAAGACUUCAGGAGAAAGACGAGACGAUAAAUGCCCUGAGACAGCAACUGCAAGAGAAAAAUGGGAGAGACGUACCAAAACAAGCCAAAUUUAAACUCCCGCAUUUGUCCAUACAUGUAUAAUGGUAAGCACCCGC